Molecule: messenger RNA, 5805 nt
Organism: Puccinia triticina
Lineage: Eukaryota; Fungi; Basidiomycota; Pucciniomycetes; Pucciniales; Pucciniaceae
Exons: 14
Coding region: 1-5805 (1934 amino acids)
Source: RefSeq, a predicted model, not a curated record
AUGUAUGUUUUGUGUAUUUCGUCUCUCGACCUCAAACCGACGCUGAUUCUCAAUAUGUCAACUGGUGUGAUAAUGAAGGAUAAAGAUUACAGUAUCAAACGACCUAGCGUUGCAAAGGCCGUUCCAGUACAACAACGACCGAAGUGGAUCAGGAAGCGACGAUCAAAACUUAAGCCUGCCGCAAUUCAAGAAAAUCACCCAACCAGCAUUGGGAAUCCGCAAACUUUGGUAUCUGUGCCUUUGAUUGACUUAUCGGACUCCAUCGGCAGCUUUCCUUUGAUAGACUACAACAAAAACGGCGACAUCUCAAAGGCUGAGUCGCACGCGCAACUCAACCCCCUUUUAGAAAUGAUUCCUUUAUCUGAUUUCGGACUUGACCUAUUGGGACAAGAGCCGCUAUUUUUACUUAGCAAAGAUUCCAACUUCAACAUUCCCUUGGACAAAGAAAAGACUCCGCUCAGCAACCCCGUAUCUGAACAUGGCCAACAAGGCACAAAAGAAGCUUCUUCAACAUCCUCAGCACUGAUUCUGUAUGGUCCUCAAGAUUUAAAUAACCCCGACUUGGCUUCCCUCACCAGUACACAGCCCCUCAGUUCCACUAUUGAGUUUCUCGACCAGUCGAUCACCAUCCCAAAACCUACUGAUCAAGGUGACAUUGCUCGCGCACGAAUAUCUCUUCUCCCUCAAGCCCCCACAAACAACACCUCCACCGGUAUAUUGUCUCCCGCGUUAGUUGAAGAGGUCCCCGAGAAAUACCCUUUGUCUGACAAACCUCCCGUCUCAGAGACCGUACAACUUGAUUCAGUUUUCGUUUGGUCACAAGAUCCCGAAAACAACACUCCGGCUGGUAUCUUGCCUACUUCAUUUGCCAAAGAUUUCAUCGCAGAGACCAACCAAGCUGCUUCAAUAUCCGUUGGACCACAAGAUCCAAGAAACAACUUACCUAUUCACGAUACGGUAGAUCCCGAAAACGACACUCCCGCUGGUAUCUUGCAUAUUCCUUUGUCUGCUGAAGAUUCCGUCGUAGAGACCAAACAAGCUGCUUCAUACUUUGUUCGGCCACAAGAUCCCAGAAACAAUAUACCUACUCACGAUACAGUUCCAGUUUUAACUGAUCCAUCAUUGCCUGGAUUCAACCAAUUGUCUCAAUCUUCUUUGGAAUACCUUCCACCUAGUUCGACUGAUAGCAUUUUUUCCGCCCCCAAUAGCACGUCUGAAUUAUUGGACUCGGACACUCCCGCUGGUAUCUUGCUUCCUUCGUCUGCCAAAGAUUCCGUCGCAGAGACCAACCAAGCUGCUUCAGUAUCCGCACAAGGUCCCGAAAACAACACUUCAUCUGGGAUCUUGCCUCCUUCGCCAGACAAAGAUUCCGUUGAGACCGUACAACUUGCUUCAGAUACCAUUCAGCCACCAGAUCCCGAUACAUUGUCUCCCGCGGACACUCCGGCUGGUAUCUUGCCUCCUUUGUUUGCCGAAGAUUCCCUCGCAGAGACCGCCCAAGCUGCUUUAAUAUCCGUUGGACCACAAGAUCCAAGAAAUAACUUACCUAUUCACAAUACGGUAGAUCCCGAAAAUGACACUCCCGCUGGUAUCUUGCAUAUUCCUUCGUUUGCUGAAGAUUCCGUCGUAGAGACCAAACAAGCUGCUUCAUACUUUGUUCAGCCACAAGAUCCCAGAAACAAUAUACCUACUCACGAUACAGUUCCAGUUUUAACUGAUCCAUCAUCGCCUGGAUUCGACCAAUUGCCUCAAUCUUCUUUGGAAUACCUUCCACCUAGUUCGACUGAUAGCAUUUUUUCCGCCCCCGGUAGCACGUCUGAAUUAUUGGACUCGGCUUUGCCCAACCAAUUGCUAACGGUUGAAGUGGCUGCUCAGGGAGUAGGUGCACCUUUACCAUCACCAGAAAACCCUGUCAUCCCAGUCGCCACAGCUGCUGAGCCUGUACCGCAGUCUUCUGAAUCCAACAAAACUCUCAACGUUUCUAUUGAGCCAUCAUCAGCGAGCCAGCUCUUAAUGGAACCAUCCUCGAGAGACUCAGCGCCUUCCACCCCCGCUCCAAACCAAUCACUGGAAACAAAUCAUUUGAAAACGCCAUCCGUCGCGCUCCCCCAAGGCACAACACUCUCCACGACGGCUAACCCGCGAAACAUGACACCUCCACCUGUGAAAAUUGGCAAUAGAACCAAGAAACGCCUGAUCAUUGAAGACUCGGAUCAUGAUGAUGACAGACGGCCUGUAUCUCGAGGUGUAGAUGUAUCUCCCGCCGCAAUUGUACAUCCCACCACAAAUGCACCUCCCCCCGCAGCUAUACCAGCCUCUCUACCACCUGCUCCUGCCUGCAAUUCCAAUAGCGCCGCCGCAACUGACACUCGUCCAGACACAGCUGAUAGCGACACGGACGAUAUUUCUGAUUGGCCUGAUCCGGAAGGUAAGAUAACAGCAGCGCAGAUUAGACCCAAACUGAAAGAGAAUGGCGUUGAAUACAAGUCUGUGGACUCUAAGACGGUAUUGCUUGCAAAGUACAAACUCCUCUACGCCGAAAAGCGACAACCUGCCCAAGCUUCUCUUACUGCCGUUGGAAACCAGCCAUCUGUAGAAGCGCAAUCGACGGCUGCUGGUCUCCCACUCAAUGAAACUACCGAAGAUAUCCCUUUGAUUGACAUGGAUAAUUGCGGCACAAUUCCCAUACAACCACUCAAUCCUACCGCAGCUCAACCUACCGAGCUAGCACAAUCAACUUCUGUCAUCUCUGCUUCCAGACCCAAGCCCAUCAAAGACCCAGUUCCUACAUCCAGAGCCGAGUCCAUCGGAACCCCAGUUGCUUGUCCCAGACCCGAGCCCGUCCGACACCCAGUUUCUGCUUCCAGACCCGAGCCCGCCCAAAACCCAAUUUCUGCUUCCGGACCCGAGCCCGCCCGAGAGACAGUUUUGGCUUCCAGACCCAACCCCUUCCCCGACCAAGUUUCUAGCUGGGCCUCGGAUGUCUUGAUGUCGCACAGGGAUGACAAACAAGUUGCUAGCUCUCAGCCCACUCAGCCCAAUCUUGAAUCUAUUGUUUCUUCACUCCACUCGCUUGCGCAGACUUCAAUCCAAAUAGGAACCGCGUCGCUGAAUGCAAUGAGAACAAUUGCCAAAGGCUUCACCAGCCUUAACAGUACUAUUGCAGCCUUGCCUCUUGAAGGUGGUGCUAACACUCAGGCCCCACCUUCAUCAAGAAACCCUGCAACCCGUGUUUCUGGACGUUCUCGGUCUCAACCUAUAUCUGAUAAUAUGGACGUUGAUACCCCAACUACCCGUUCACAAGGGGGGGCACAAAAUUGUGAAAUUCAAGAAUAUGUGCGGCAACAUUGUGCCACGAUGUUUGGACGCUGUGCCGAGACAGGUGAUUUUCCCCCUCCUGCCACUGCAGAAGAGCGCCGCGCGUGGAUUAGACAAAGCCUUGCAGAUUCUUCAGAUGAAGAAUCAGAUGGGGAACCCGACCCCAUUCCCGAUUCUUCCGCCAUGGAUACGGACGAAGAUUUUGACCCCUGCUUCCCCUACCGUGAUGGGCCCGGGCAUUCUAGAGCAAGCCCGCAAGCCCUCAGUAUUAUAUGGCGUGCAAUGCGCAGAGCAGGCGUGAAAUCUUUCUGGCCAGAUCUUUCAAAAGCAAUAAGUAGUUCUGUGAAUCGGUUUCUUUGGGAUUUAGCUAGGAACACUUUUAUGCAAGUGGUCAGAAGUGGAGAAUAUGACCCAUUGACUGAGGAGCUUUGUGAUGAAGCCAAAAUCAAAGAAUACUUCAGAAUACACAUCCAGUGCCAGCUCAUGAGAACGUACCGUGAAAGGAAGGAAUUUUCACCCGAGGAAUUGGCUGCACGCCAAAAGAGAAAGCAAAAAAACACCCGCCUUGCAACAUUAAAACAAUGGCGUCUGGAGGAGGUAUUGUUGCAUCCAUCUUUAAUUGGAUUGGUUCCAAUCAUCGAACAAUGUUGCAGCGAUGACGAGACGGACGAUGAGGCAGAUCCAUCUCUUAUAUCCUCACAGGCGGCCUUCCAUCUCACCAGCAUGCCCAGUCAUUCGAAGUUGCGCAACUCGAAAAGCACAUCUCUUGUGGGAGGAACGAAACAGGCGUAUGGUAUCAACAACAACAACUCUGCAGCAAAAAGCCAAACUCCUCAACCAGAGGUUGUCAAUGACGAUGUUCUAGUGGAACCGUUCGCCACCCUUGCCCUUAGUCGUAACGCGCAGGAGUUGAACGGUGAAGACUCAGACAGCAAACCGAAUGUGACCCACAUGGAAAAUCUGCCCAGAUAUUUUGAUUGCACCCUAUUUCACAUUGAUUUCAUCAACAAGAAUCCAGCGACGUUACUUAUAAACUUGAAAACAAGUCUCUUUUAUGUGACCCAGCAGAUUUCUCUCGUUGCAUUGGCUUAUCUAUUAAAACUCAACCGUCAUCUGAUAGAGAUCGUUAGCACUCAUGGCUUGGACGAAUCAUCUCAACCGCGCGGCCUCAACUAUUCUGAACAAAGAACACUUGACUCGUUUCCCAAAGAUCCCACCACAGUGAUUCGGCAUCUAGCAAUUGAUCCAGAUCUCAGUUUCUUAGUCUGUUGUCCCCGAUGCUUUGCGAUGUAUCCCAUUCUAACGGCCCCCGAAAAAUGUGUUCACAGUGAAUUCCGGCAUCCCUCUCAACACACUAACAAAUUUAAAGAUCAGUUCAAAGACGAUGAAGAUACACAAAGUCAACCGUCAUCCAACGUGGACGAAGAUGAUCGUCAAGUCUGCGGUGCUGAUCUAUUUCACGAACGCCGAGGAGUUUGCCAGCCAAUCCGUUGCUUUGCAUUUCACAAACUUGACAGUUGGUUGGCCCGAUUGUUUUCCCGGGCUGGUAUUGAAGAUAUCUUAGAAGAGACUGCCAAAAAGUCCUGCUCGCCGUUCAACAACACCGCGGAAAUAUCCGAUAUCCAAGAAUCACGGAAAGGCUGGGAUGGCAAUUGGAUCCCUCGCUCUAACGGCAAAAUUAUUCUUGAUAAAGACGCCUUAUCAAGCAUUAAUCGACAGCUGAAGAAACUUCACAUACCAAGCUGGAUUGGUCGAGCGAUUCCAGCCCUUGGUAAGGCUUCUUUUGGAAGCCUGAAGGCAGACGAAUGGCGAAAUCUGUUUGCAAUCCAACUGCCACUUGUCCUGCCAGUGUUAUGGGAAGACGGUGAUCCGGCUAACCAAUUGUUACUCCAUAAUUUUGCACACCUGGUUUCACUCGUCAAUCUUGCGCUUAAACAAACAAUGAACAAGGAAAAGAUUGCUAAAUACCGCAACCACCUUCAAGAAUACAUGAAAAGCAGCUCGGUUCUUUUUCCAGAAUCGCCUGUGGCUCCAAAUCAUCACAUGGCUUUCCAUCUCUCCGAUUGCCUCGAAAAAUACGGACCUGCCCAUGCAUGGUGGUCUUUUUCUAUGGAGCGUCUGAUGGGUACUGUAUUGAAGACCACCACAAAUAAUUCAGUUGGACAAAUCAAGAUCACUUGCUUAACAAAUUUCUAUCGGAUUGGGAACCUCAGAGCUCUCCUAGACAGCCCCAGUCUCCCUGCGGAGUUGGUUCGCAAAGUUAAGUCGCUCUACAACCCUAUUCGUUGCACUCCUGAAACAGUUACCAAAAAUUGGAUCAAUCUGGACACGCGCCUCUUUGAGGAACUUAUAGCCCGGAUCAAUGAGUUAUUCCCCCUUGGCGAUCAAACGUGGCUUGCCUCAGACCAAUUGAGCAAAUCCAAAUCACGACAGAAGCUUGAUCCCUUGACAUUAAAGGUUUUGAAGAUUCCAAACGUUAUAAAGUAA